This is a messenger RNA of Musca vetustissima, 1761 nucleotides long. RefSeq lists its product as uncharacterized. Lineage: Eukaryota; Metazoa; Arthropoda; Insecta; Diptera; Muscidae. Bases 1 to 1761 code for a protein of 586 amino acids. The transcript is spliced from 7 exons. The record is from RefSeq and is a predicted model, not a curated record.
AUGAAAGCCAUUAAAACCACCGACAUAUUAGCACCACGUCCCGUGCAUCCUCGGGCCAUACGCAAUCAUGGUCUUUUCGAGGCGACUUUUUUACGGCAACACAUGGUCAUUGAUGAACGAUGGUCGAUGGGGGCAUUAAUUGAUGAAUUUCAAGGCAUGGCGGAUUUGCUAAGCAAACGCAUGAUUUUCAAACGGCUGGAGAAUCGAGCAUCACGCAAAGGCCUUCUCAAGUCGGCACGUCGUUUGCGCAUUCAAUGCCGAGAUGGUCGAACUAAAUUACAAAAUGUCCUAUUCGGUGAUAAUGUCCUGCGUGUUCGCAAUUUCCUUAUCAAUCACAAGGAUAUGCAACGUCUCUAUGAAAAAAUGCCAGUUCAUCUGGUCGUCGACAAUAUCAAUCAACGGACAUUUGUGAUGCGCAAGGAACGUGAUCGAUUAAUGCAUCGUCUACGGCAAUUAAAGCAGGACUAUGAAUUGAAAAUCAUUCAGAAGGGUGAAAUUGAAAAUCGUAUUAAAUAUCAAAAUGAGUUCGUUCUCGAUGAAGAGCUGCAGAUGCGUGAAUUUAUGAAAAAUAUUGAAAAUUCCAAUACCCGGUUGAGGGCGAUAAAGGCCGUCAAUGCCACGUAUAAGAAAAUCAUUGAGGUGCUAAGACAUGAUAGUAUAUUCUAUGAGCCGAUUUUGAGAUCAUUGUGUGAGGACAUCAAUGAUCAGGCGAAUUUUAUUAAACAUAUUUUGUAUUUGGGUACACCAGCCAUAGCCAAGUUUAAGCAAUUGGGUACGGAGUAUAGGCAAAUGGAGGACAAGUCCCGCAAAUCCGCCCAAAUAAAAUUACAAAGCCUAACUGGUUUUAAUGAAUCUGAACCACGUCCUGGUGGAGCCAAGGGCCCCAAACCUCCCGAAUUGGUGGUAAACAUGGCGAAGCAUUAUACACGCGAAACAAAAUCAAUGCUGAGUCUGCAACAUGAGUUGGAAACAAUCGAAGCGGUUAUAAAACAAAUUAAAGAGGCCACAUUGUGUUCCAAGGCCACGGAAAUUUUUCCAAGAAUCAAAACCCAAGUUGAAAUCAAUUUCAAGUUAAUCAAACAAAAUGAAUUGGGCCACUUGCAAAAUGAUUUUUUGGCCUUCAAGGAGAAGGUGGCAGCGGAACAGCAAAGUAUUUUGCUGAACAAUUAUUUCGAGGAGGAAGAGAGACGUCUCCAGAACAUUAAGGACCUGGAGGAGAAAAUCAAGCUUGAGGAUGCCAAAGAGGUGCAGACUUUGAUGCACAUGAAAAAUCGAGCAGCGGUUUUUGUUAUACUAAGAUAUGCCCUCUGGAAUAUAUCGGAUAUUAUGCGUCAUGUGGGACGUCCACCCCGUGUCCACAAAAUACAAUAUCCCACGCCGUAUUUGAAGUUGCCCUUACUGAAAUAUGAAAUGUUGACAAUGUAUGCUGUGCCACCCGAACUCUUCGAAGAAGAUGCAAAAAUAAUUUUACAAAAUGCUGAGCGCAAACUUAAAACCCUUAUGGUGGCCUAUGAAAAAUUAUUACCCAGCCAGAAGUCGCGUAAAUCUAUACCCUUUGAUCCGAAUCAAUUGACGGAGGAAUAUCAUCAGAAAUAUUUGGCCAGCAUGGAAAUGGAAGAGUUGGCUGAGGUUUCAAAACCCUUGCCCGAUGAUGAAGAUGUCUUGGAAGAUGCUAAAAUUUCACAUAAUAUACCAAAUCGUAAGCAGUUGAAGGCACAGAGUGCACGGCUUGUUGAAGAGCUGUCGAAAAAGGAGGAAUAG